AUGGAAUCUUGCAACGUUGAGGAUGCAGAUGUGUACAGCAUGGUAAAGGAUAGGAAUGGAGAGGAUGGGUGUAAUGAGGAUUUUGACGAUGUAUGUGAUGUCGGUUCUGCAGACACUGUAUCUGAUGAGGAUGCAUUAGACUACGGUAACGUUAUCAGAUUGAGUGACCAGCAGAUAAUGAGAAAGGUGUUUCGGAGUGAAGAACGUGCCUAUGAAUUUUAUUAUAAAUUUGGGAGAUGCCAUGGAUUCGGUGUGCGCAAGGGAGAUUUUGGCAAGGAUGAUGAUGGAAAUUUGAUACAAAGAAGGUUCUUUUGCAAUAGGGCAGGAUUGAGGGAUGAAAAACACCUUCAUAGAUUAGAUAGACAAAGAGGUCACUGGCCUGAAACACGGACUAAUUGUAUGGCAAAGUUGUCGAUUUACCUUGAUAAGGAAAACUCAAUUGCCAGAGGGUAUUCUUUGUUGGGCUUUACGAAAAAAGAUGCAUAUAACUACAUCGACAAGAUGCAUCGUUCAAAGAUUGCUGAUGGUGACUCAAAUGCUGCCAUUGUAUACCUAGAGGGAAAGGCGGCGGCCGAUCCAAUAGCGAUGGCUAGGUAUAAUUUAACAGAAGAUGGUAUGUUAGCGAAUAUGUUCUGGGCAGAUGGAAUUAGUAGAGUUGACUACUAG
This is a messenger RNA of Arachis stenosperma, 666 nucleotides long. RefSeq lists its product as uncharacterized. NCBI's taxonomy places the organism in Eukaryota, Viridiplantae, Streptophyta, Magnoliopsida, Fabales, Fabaceae. The transcript is spliced from 2 exons. Bases 1 to 666 code for a protein of 221 amino acids. The record is from RefSeq and is a predicted model, not a curated record.